This is a messenger RNA of Periophthalmus magnuspinnatus, 5304 nucleotides long. It is a transcript of the gene smg5, whose product is annotated as SMG5 nonsense mediated mRNA decay factor. The coding region runs from base 329 to 3583 and encodes 1084 amino acids. The record is from RefSeq and is a predicted model, not a curated record. Gene Ontology annotation, molecular function: protein binding; telomerase RNA binding; telomeric repeat DNA binding. Gene Ontology annotation, biological process: nuclear-transcribed mRNA catabolic process, nonsense-mediated decay. NCBI's taxonomy places the organism in Eukaryota, Metazoa, Chordata, Actinopteri, Gobiiformes, Gobiidae. The transcript is spliced from 22 exons. Gene Ontology annotation, cellular component: telomerase holoenzyme complex.
GCGAUAUCUGGGCGCUCGCUGUCUGUGGGGAAUGGCCGCCUGCGAAGCUAUGGCUGCUCCACGGAUCUGCUUUAGCCGCAGCACCCCGGGACGCUUUAGCUGACCAGGACUGGAGAUCCACGGCAGGCUCCCCCUUCUACCCGGGCCUCCGAGCGAAUGGGUAGAGGGGGCACUGCUCCAAGAGACGCCGAACCGGAACCACAGAGACUCGGGCAGACCGGAGCGAAACCGCCGUAGCCGCUAGUUAGCCUCAGUGCUAGCCCCACAUCAACACGGCUGUCACUGCAGGGGGAACCGAGCCGACCCGCGACCACGAUUUACGGGGAGAAUGAGCGGACCGGGGCAGGACAGCGAGCCAGAGGCGAAGGUCCAGCAGAUCAAGCGGCAGUACAGGGCUGUGGUGGAGUCUGUGCAUAAACUAGAUGUCAUCAUUGGCAGUAAAGCGUCCUACAGAGAGGUGUUCAAGCCAGAGAACAUCAGCCUACGGAACAAGCUGAGGGAGCUGUGUGUCAAACUCAUGUUCCUGCACCCCGUGGACUAUGGCCGUAAGGCUGAGGAGGUGCUUUGGAGGAAGGUCUACUACGAAGUCAUCCAAGUCAUCAAGACCAACAAGAAGCACAUCCAUAGCCACAGCGUCCUGGAGUGUGCCUACCGCACUCAUCUCAUCGCUGGGGUGGGCUUCUACCAGCACCUGCUCCUCUACAUCCAGUCACACUACCAGCUGGAACUGCGCCACUGCAUGGACUGGACCCACGUGUCAGACCCUCUCAUCGUUCGCAAGAAGGCUUUGUCUGCCUCUCCCAAAGAGAUGGAAUGGGCUCAGUUAGCAUGCCAUCGAUGCCUGGUCUACCUCGGAGAUUUAGCACGUUAUCAGAACGAGCUCGCAGGAGUGGAGACUGAGCAGCUGGCCGAGAGGUUCUAUCACCAGGCUCUGUGUGUCAUGCCUCAUGUUGGCAUGCCUUUUAACCAGCUGGGCACACUGGCAGGAAGCAAGUUUUACAACGUGGAAGCCACUUACUACUACCUACGCUGUAUUCAAUCAGAGACCCCCUUUGAGGGCGCGUAUGGCAACCUCAAACGCCUCUUCGACAAAGCUGCCAAGAUGUACCAGCAGGUGAAGAAACAGGAGCUGAAGAAGCUGUCCCCGUCAAGACAGAGGUCCAAAGACAUGAAGCGUCUGUUGGUGAGCUUCAUGUACCUCCAGAGUCUUCUGCAGCCCAAAAACAGCCUGGUGGAUGUGGAGUUGACCACCCUGUGCCAGUCAGUGCUGGAGGACUUUAAUCUGGUGCUGUUUUACCUGCCCCCUCCGAACCCAAAUGCGCCCGUGCACUCCCCCUGUGCAGAGGAAGAGGACGCCCACGACAGCCCCUGCCCCACCCUCCCCGACACCCUGCUCUUCAAGAUGGUGGUCAUCUGCCUCAUGGUGGUGCACAGCCUGAAGAGAGGAGGCUCUAAGCAGUACAGUGCAUCUAUCGCUUUUACCCUGGCCUUGUUCUCCCACCUGGUGAACCACGUCAACAUCCGUCUGCAGGCUGAGCUGGAGGAGGCAGAGACUCAGGUGCCCCCUCUCAACACCGAAGGCCCAGAUGAGGUAGACCUGGCUCCUGUGUCCGAGCUCACAGAAAAGCCUCUGCACAAUGGCUCUCUAGAGCAGGAGCGGGCACAGAGCGGGCAGAAGGACGAGCUCCACGCAGACACGGCCGACCAGGACAAGCACAAACACAAGAAGAAGUACACUCGUCUGUCCAGGCUGAGGCGCCGGCGCUGCCCACGCAAACACACCACGGGACAGGAUGACAGCGACCUGAGCGAAGGCUUCGACAGUGAGGAGGAUGAGGAGGAGGAGGUUAUCAAGCCCGCCCCCAGCCCAAACCCCAGCGCCACCAACCCCCCUGUCCUCAAGAGGGACCCCAAGAGAGGGGCCGUGGUGGGCCAGGCCAGCUGGGACAGCGGCUCAGAGGACGAGGAUGGGGGAACGGCCUUCGAUGUGGAGACAGACUCGGACAUGAACAGUCAGGAGUCCCGCUCAGACCUGGAGGACAUAGAGGAGAGCUCAGAGCAUCAGGGCCCAUCUCAAAGAGAAGAGCAAUCUAACAGCCAGGUCCAAAGAGAGGAGCCGCCUCCCACCACCAACGGCCCCCUCACACACCCCGACCCCAGCAUCAGCUCUAACCUCCAGGCCAUGUCCUCCCAACUGUUCCAGGCCAAGCGCUGCUUUCGCCUGGCCCCCACCUUCAGCAACCAACUGCUUAAGUCCCCGAGUGCCCCCACCCCAAAACCCACUACCAUUACCCCCCAAAGUGACACUGCGCCCCCUUCACAGGAAAGUGCCCCUCCACAGGGGGGUGUAGGCGUCAGCACAGCCAAUGGAACCAGUGACACUGAUUUUGAAUCCGACUCAGAGGGCAGUCAACAGAACACACACUCCCCAACAACCAAUGAGAAGAGCCUGCUGGAGAAGAUGGAGAUUCUGACCAGUCAAGGCCUGAUUCAGGUGGUGAAGGUGUUUGUUGAUUGGUUGAGAACAAACACUGACAUAAUUCUGAUGUGUGCCCAGAGCUCCCAGAGUCUGUGGAACCGCCUGUCUGUGCUGCUCAACCUGCUUCCUGACGCCUCCAAGCUCCUCGACUCUGCAGUAGAACUGAGCCUCAGUUCAGAGGUGCUGGAGCUGCUGCGCCUCAGUGAACAGGCAGACCUGGUCCAGUCUGUGUUGCUUCCAGAGGACAGAGCCCUGCGGCUGCUCCCUGCUCUGAGCACAGCCCACAGGAAGAUGGACUGGAGCCAGCACGGGCCUCCCCUCAGCCCCCUGCAGGAGUGUGUGGUGCGUGUCUGCUGUAUUCGGAGCUUCGGACACUUCCUGACCAAGCUUCAGGGGGACAUCUUGCACUUUAACCCAGAGGCAGGCAUCUUCACCAGCAUCAGCCAGUCAGAGCAAGACGGUCUGCUGCAGCAGGCCCAGGCCCACUUCCGAAUGGCUGAAGAGGAGGCUCGCAGGAACCGCCUGAUGAGGGACAUGGCUCAGCUUCGACUGCAGUUGGAGGUGUCUCAGCUAGAGGGCAGUCUGCAGCAGCCCAAAGCCCAGUCCUCCAUGUCCCCGUACCUGGUCCCAGACGCAGCAGCCUUGUGCCAACACCUGCCCCUUCUCAGGCAGCUGGCCAACAGUGGCUGCUUCAUCAUCAUCAUCCCCCGCACAGUGAUCGACAGCCUGGACAGACUGAAGAAAGACACACCUGGGGCCCGAGAUGGCAUCCGCUUUCUAGAGACAGAGUUUCGGAAAGGAAACAGGUACAUCCGCUGUCAGAAAGAAGUGGGGCGGAGCUUUGAAAGAGACAAAAUGAAGCGUCUGGACAUAGAAGCCUGGCACUUGUACAAGAUGGUGGACAGCUGCCGACAGCUCACUGUGUCCCAGAGCCUUGGAGAGGAGGACACGGCCGGCAUGGUGACCAUCCUCACUGGGCGCGAUGUGGACGAGAUGUCUGCUCAGUCUGCAGCUAUGAAGUCGGCGCUCCAGGCUGCGGCAGCAGCGGGCAUGGAGCUGAAGAAUGUCCGCCUUUUCUACCAGCAGUGGAAAGAGAUGGGCUGAGGGGCCCCGGGACCCGGCUCAGACACGACGCUCGCCCCUCUCUUUCUCCCAAUAUUUAGCUGUUAAUCUCCAAAAGGCAUCACCCAUUCAACAGGAGGCAGAGUGCGGGCUCCCGAGGCCGCUUCGGGGGCUCACUCAGCGGAAUGGUGGUGCAACGUGUGGCUCCUCUUCUCCAGGAGCGGGACAGCGGAGGAGGAACUUUGAGGUGGGGGUCUGUCAGUGUGACCACUGACAAGGCUCACACACACAGAUUUAAACAUGUGAGGGCAGGGGGUCUAAUCCACCCCCUGCUCAAAGGCCAGGCGCUGUAGCACUGGCCUCUUCCCUAUGUUUUCGUGUGGCUUCUUUUGCAAUAGGGCUGGGGAUAAAAAAAAAAAAAAAAAUCAUUGCAGUUGUUCAGUCACGUAGGCAAUUUGCUAUUGGUACUUUGCAAUGACAUCACUCUGGGGGUGUUCUACAUAUAUCUAUGGUGGAAUGUUCAGCAGUUAGUAGUAUGGAGACAUAAUGCACUGUCAAAAAAGUUUUAAAAUAAAAACUCAAGAAAAAAUACUGAAAUACUGUUGGCUAACGCUAGCUAGCUAUGGCUGUAAUGUUAUUUGAGAAGGAUUUGUUUAACAGCACGAAUCGGCUCACCUAAGUUCUUUAUUGUUAGAUCAUGUUAAAACAAAGCUCAGAUUAAAGUCUAACAGAACUUCAGACAGAGCAGAGCCUACAGUUAGCAUCACACCCCCAGGGAAUGUUGAUGACAUCUGCAGCAAAGUAUCAGUACAUUUUUAAAUAAAUAUUGAGUUUACAGUAACUUUUAAACACUUCUGGAAGCAUUGAAGCAGUAAAGGUGCGCUGUGGAACAUUUGUGGUGGAGGGUGAGCUAUCUGGUUGUCUCCAUUACGAUUUUAUUGGUUUGUAGUAUUGUCACGAUAUUAAAAUACUAGUUUAUUGUGUCUUAAACUUGUUCUGAUACAGCUCAAGAUCUUUCUAAAUCUAUUCAGGAAAGGUUCAUUUCUGUCCUGUGAGUGACUUUUUUAGUAUCGAUAUCUGCUAAAAUGACUGUCUAGUUUCAAUGCUCGUUUAGUAUCUGACUUUCGAUACUUUUGAUUUGCCUGGAUUGUCCCACGUAGACAAGCAAGCCACGUAACCACUCCCAAGUUAUAGGUCAGAUCUGUGAAGAGGCAAGUCUGCUCAAAGGACAAAUGCAUUUCGCCAAUAACACCUGUAAUUGGGGAAAAAAGGCAACAUUCACCAACCGCUCCAUCAGAAAAGUUACACAGUGCACCUUUUAAAGACCGUUAACUACUGAAAUUAUACAAGAAUGUUUACUACAACUACAGGGUUAGCAGGUUUUAUAAAAGACCCCAUACAGUGUGUAGUUACUUCUAGUACUUAUUACGAAAUGCCCUUUGUGAUUUGCUGGUUCGUUAGAAUCCUUCAGCCCUACUUUGCUGUGUUCCUGUACCGUGACUCUAUAUCGUGCUGUGUGAGCGAAAGAACCAUUUUAUUUUUUUACCCAAAUUAAGUUGUUUUUUGUACGGCCAGGCUGGUGCAGUGUGCAUGAAUGUUAAGGGGGUGAGAGACAGGGGACAUUAUAGUUUGUGCUAAUCUAAAGUCACUUCUCCAAUGAAACCCACCUGUAUUUAUUGAGGACUGCUGAAUGCAUCGUGAGGGAUCAGUCCCACAGUAAAGACAUGAUUUGAGUUAUUAAAAUUUGAGCUGGUGCAUUUGAA